UAAAAAGAAUCGGUUCAGAACCACGACUCGCUUGGGAAUCGGACAGUAAACCCCUGCAAACUGAGCUGUUAUUUCUGGCUUUUUGGCUGUAAACCCCAUUGUUCAUUCAGUGGCUACACCGCAAAAAAGACGCCGAAAUGGCAGACAAAGAAGUGUACGAUGAUGCAGUGGAGGAGAGAGUCAUAAAUGAGGAAUACAAGAUCUGGAAGAAAAACACACCAUUCCUGUACGAUCUAGUCAUGACACAUGCACUCGAGUGGCCCAGUCUAACAGUGCAGUGGCUUCCUGAUGUCAACAGGCCUGAGGGAAAGGACUACGUGGUUCAUCGGCUGGUGUUGGGCACACACACAUCAGAUGAGCAGAACCACUUGGUUAUCGCCAGUGUUCAGAUCCCUAAUGAUGACGCUCAGUUCGACGCAUCCCACUAUGACAGUGAGAAAGGAGAGUUUGGAGGGUUUGGAUCGGUGAGCGGAAAGAUCGAAAUUGAAAUUAAGAUCAACCAUGAAGGAGAAGUGAACAGAGCCAGAUACAUGCCACAAAACCCCUGCAUCAUCGCCACCAAGACCCCCACUUCAGACGUGCUUGUGUUUGACUACACCAAACACCCAUCCAAGCCAGACCCCAGUGGAGAAUGUAGUCCAGACCUGAGACUGCGGGGGCAUCAGAAGGAGGGAUACGGUUUGUCCUGGAACCCCAACCUGAGUGGAAACUUGCUCAGUGCAUCAGACGACCAUGUGAGAGAUCUCACAUCAACGCAUAAAAUCGGAGAAGAGCAGUCUGCGGAGGAUGCAGAGGACGGGCCACCUGAGCUGCUGUUCAUUCAUGGUGGGCACACAGCUAAGAUCUCAGAUUUCUCCUGGAACCCAAAUGAACCUUGGGUAAUCUGUUCUGUGUCAGAGGACAACAUUAUGCAAGUAUGGCAGAUGGCUGAGAACAUUUACAAUGAUAAAGAGCCAGACACCCCUGCGUCAGAGCUGGAGGGACAGGUGUCUUAACUGAUCUUAUUAAAGAUCUACAACCCUUCUUACUUCUCAGCUUUUGCUUUGCAGUAUUAUUCAGUAAAAUCUAUCCUCUUACUUCCUGCUCAAUACAUGCCUUCUGUAGACACUUUUCUAAAAGGUUCACCCCUCAUCCAUUGCGGUAGAGAAGUUUGGCCUCAGAUGGUUUGGAAAAAGACUGCACCACUUAUUCAAUCACUUCUGAGAAGUUACGGCCUGGUGUGGCUUAUCACAGUUUUACUUUUCGUGCAUAAACCUGAUGUCAAUUUGCAAUAAAUCUUUUGUAAUAACUUUUAAAAUGAUUUUGUAUUCCUAAAUUGUUGAUAACGGUCUGUACUUCAGUUGUUGAAAAUAAAGUACAGAUCAACAGUUA
Carassius carassius (crucian carp) is the source of this 1371-nucleotide messenger RNA. RefSeq names its product histone-binding protein RBBP7-like. Gene Ontology annotation, cellular component: NuRD complex; nucleus; ESC/E(Z) complex. Lineage: Eukaryota; Metazoa; Chordata; Actinopteri; Cypriniformes; Cyprinidae. The record is from RefSeq and is a predicted model, not a curated record. The coding region runs from base 138 to 995 and encodes 285 amino acids. Gene Ontology annotation, molecular function: histone binding. Gene Ontology annotation, biological process: regulation of gene expression. The transcript has 8 exons.